This is a messenger RNA of Erigeron canadensis, 1699 nucleotides long. Its product is annotated as cytochrome P450 CYP72A219-like. The transcript has 4 exons. The coding region runs from base 31 to 1581 and encodes 516 amino acids. Gene Ontology annotation, molecular function: oxidoreductase activity, acting on paired donors, with incorporation or reduction of molecular oxygen; iron ion binding; monooxygenase activity. Lineage: Eukaryota; Viridiplantae; Streptophyta; Magnoliopsida; Asterales; Asteraceae. The record is from RefSeq and is a predicted model, not a curated record.
UUUUUCUUCAUCAGAAAACAAAAAUAAAAAAUGAUAGCAAAAGUACUGAGUACAAUUGUAACCACUAUUCUUUUAGCUUUGAUUGUGAAGUUGGGAUGGAAAGUACUAAACUGGGCAUGGCUGAAUCCAAUGAAGCUAGAAAAAUCGCUGAGAAAACAAGGGUAUAAAGGGAAUUCAUACAAGCUGCUGAGAGGCGAUAUCCUAGAGCUUGCAACCAUGGUGAAAGAAGCUAGAUUGAAGCCUAUGCCAAUUUCUCAUGAUAUCACUUCACAUGUUAUGCCUUUUGAUAAUCAUAUCUUCAAUAAAUAUGGUAAAAAGUCAUACGUUUGGUUCGGGCCAAACCCAAGAAUUUAUGUUAUGGACCCAGAACUCAUCAAGGAGAUAUUAUCAAGACCAGACGAGUUUCAGAGGCCAAAGCAAGAACCAUUACGGGAUAGCAUAAUCGGUGGGCUUGUAGUUUCCGAGGGUCAGAAAUGGACCAAACAUCGUCACAUUAUAAACCCGGCCUUUCAUCUUGAAAGUAUCAAGAGUAUGUUCUCGGCUAUUUGUUCAAGCUGUAGUGAUAUGAUUGGCACAUGGGAGCUACUCACAGCCGAAACUGGUGUGACUGAAGUUGAUGUGUGGCCGUAUAUUGAUAACUUGGCUGGAGAUGUAAUUUCACGAGCAGCGUUUAGCAGCUGUUAUGAGGAAGCACAAAAUAUAUUCCGAAUCCAGAAGGAACAAAUGGAACUUGUAUUACAACUAUUAUUCAUUAUUUAUCUUCCCGGAGGCAGGUUUAUACCUACACAAGCAAACAAGAAGUUUCACAAAAACCGCAAAGAGCUACAUGCGCUGGCUAGGAGUAUAGUUGACAAGAGGAAGAAAGAAAUCGAGAUGGAAGAAUCUAACUACGAUGAUUUACUUGGAGUUUUACUCGAGUCUAAUUCUAAAGAAAUUAAAGAACACGGAGUUGGAAUGAGUAUGGAAGAUGUGAUUGAAGAGUGCAAGUUAUUUUACAUUGCUGGAUCCGAAACAACCUCAAGUUUGAUUGUUUGGACCAUGGUAUGUUUGAGUUUACAUCAAGAAUGGCAAACUAAAGCCCGAGAAGAGAUUAUGACAGUUUUUGGAACCGGGGAACUGCAUUUUGAAGGACUAAAGCAUCUCAAGACCGUGACCAUGAUAUUAAACGAGGUUCUUAGGCUAUACCCACCGGCAACCAAUGUUCUACGAACUACCAUUAAGGAGACAAAACUAGGAGAGAUGACGCUACCAUCGGAUGUGAACAUAAUCAUACCUAUACUAAAUGUUCAUCAUGACCGUGAAAUAUGGGGAGAAGAUGCAACAGAGUUUAAGCCCGAGAGAUUCUCUGAAGGAGUAGCAAAUGCAACAAAGGGUAAAGGGUCGGGUUCUUUUUUGCCAUUUGGUGGCGGUCCAAGGAUUUGCAUUGGGCAAAACUUUGCCAUGGUAGAAGCAAAGGUAGCCGUAGCAAAGAUUCUGCAACGAUUCUCGUUUAAGCUUUCUCCUUCUUAUAAACAUUCUCCUUUCGCCAUGUUCAGUCUUCCACCCCAGUUUGGUGCUCACUUGAAAUUAUGCAACAUAUGAUAGUUUACAUAUCUGAUACUGCACCAUAAGGUCCAAACAUAGAACUGCAAUUAUUCACUUUGGACAUGGAUUUGUAUUAUUAUAACAGGUAAUAUAUUUUCAAAAAAAUUCAUAUAUA